This is a messenger RNA of Gymnodraco acuticeps, 2346 nucleotides long. It is a transcript of the gene klf17, whose product is annotated as Kruppel-like factor 17. The record is from RefSeq and is a predicted model, not a curated record. Gene Ontology annotation, biological process: regulation of transcription by RNA polymerase II. Lineage: Eukaryota; Metazoa; Chordata; Actinopteri; Perciformes; Bathydraconidae. Gene Ontology annotation, molecular function: RNA polymerase II cis-regulatory region sequence-specific DNA binding; DNA-binding transcription factor activity, RNA polymerase II-specific.
CUCUGUUAACACUCACAUUCUGAAUCCUGGAACGUUCCUCAACGUAACAAAACAGGCGAUUCAUGGACAGAUAGCAAAGUCCCAGUUUACUUUUACAGUUUAAAUUCUUGUUAUCUGUCAUCCAAGCGCUCAUUAUGGCUGUGGCUGAAGCAAUGAUGCCCGCAGUAGCAGCGUUUCCAAGUGUCCAAGCGAUGGAGGGAAAACAUUUUGUCAAUAUCUGCAAGGUGGAUGAAUGUGCUCGCCGUAGCGCAACAGGUGACGCAGACAACCCUCUCCUGGAAGUGGAGUUCAGCAUUGUGCAGUCACCUGCGUUCCCCCCCAAAGACGACGACGACUUGGGGAAAUUCUUGGACCUCGAGUUCAUUUUGUCAAACACAAUCGACUCCGAUGUUGGGAGCAACAACGGGAACCUUUCUCCCCCUCAGCAAUGCGUGUACUUUCUGCCGGAGUCACCGGAGAGCUGCAGCUCUGUGCCAGACAGCAACGAACACCCUCCGGCUCCGAUGGCUGCGCAGAGCUACCACGGGAUGGUGAGCUUUGCGGGAUCCAGCCCUGUCCACAGUCUCAUGGCGGAGCUUCUCACGCCAGAGAUCGGCUACCCCGGGGAGAGUUCACCGGAGAGCGCAGGCAAGGCGAGAAACCAGAUGGAGUACACCGAACUACGAGCGUUGAAUCCGGGCACCGUUCCAGCAACUCCGGCUCAUCACCAAGCGGCCACUUCUCCUCCCCCGCUUGGAUACAAAAUUAAAACCGAGCCUGUAGACCAGUCAUGUAUGAUGGGUGCUGGUGGGGACUUUAUGGGACAACUGUAUGAAAGGCACCACAUGCGCCCAGUGCACCAAGCCGCUUUUACGCACCACCAUGCCACAGUUCCAGGUGCUUUGCAGGGAUUCAGUGCACACUCAGUGCAACAUGCAUCUCAAGUGCGCACAGACUGCCAUUUGGCGCAAAUGAACUCUCAUCCGAAUCAUCACCAUGUCAACAAUCAGUACAUGAACGCGCCUUACCAGCCGCAGUAUGCGCACCAGCGUUUGGCACAGUUUCAAGGACAGUACAGCAUUCACAGAGAGCCUGUCCACGUUCACCAGCAGCAGCAUCCCGCUUCUGUUCAGGGGGUGAUGCUCACUCCUCCAUCUUCGCCAUCAUUGCUGGAGUUUUACGCACAGGAUGAUUUGGGAAGCAUCAAGCAGAAGAGAGGCAGAAGGUCGUGGGCAAGGAAACGGGCAGCGACGCACAGCUGCGAUUUCCCUGGCUGUGGAAAAACCUACACCAAGAGCUCCCACCUCAAGGCCCACAUGAGAACACACACAGGUGAAAAGCCCUACCACUGUAACUGGGAAGGAUGCGGUUGGAAGUUCGCAAGGUCAGAUGAGUUGACCCGUCACUUCAGAAAGCACACCGGACAUCGCCCUUUCCAGUGCCAUAUGUGCGAGCGGGCAUUUUCACGCUCAGAUCACCUGGCUCUCCAUAUGAAGAGGCACAUGUAGACCAUAUUGAACUUUUGCACCCAUCAUUCCUGGAUCUUCCCAGCAGAAGAAGCAAGAGUUGGUGCCUCACUUUUGGACAGUUUGUGCAUACGGCCCAAACCAAUGACACAAAACGUCCCUGUAGGAAUCUUGGUGUGUGGUGUGAGUUAAACAAAACACACGUUUGUUACUAUAGGAUCCUUUUAAUGUUUUCAAAAGUCAAGUGCCUCUCCAUGUAAACGAAGAAUGAAUGCUGGUGGAUUGUGUACAUAUCUGUGGAUAUAAGAACUUUGGAUAAAUUGAGUUUGUAUUUAAGACCUUUUCACCCUUUCUAUCAAAUAAGUUAUUGUUAGUAAGUGCCUUAACAAGACUGGGUUUUACCCUCCAAAAGGGAAAAAACUCACUGUGGGCAGGACCCAGAUUUUUGUACAUAUUGUAAAUUGUAUUUUUGGAAUGUUUACAUCUUAUAUCUUUGAUACUACUCAAAUCAGGUCAGGGUUUUUAUUGACACUUUUGUAUUAUUCUUUCUCAAGGUUGUUGUUAGUCUACACAAUAGAUGUUAUAGAUAUGCUGCACAGUGUAGGCUUGGCUUACAUUUCAGACUUCUGCUCUGUGCUUUAGCUCGAGCAUUGCUAAAUUCAGGUACUAUGGCUCAUUUUCAAUCAAUUUGAGCAUUCCAAAAAACCUUACUUCACUCGAUUCAAAUGUCAAAUUUUACAGUGCAGUGUUUUCUGGGGAAACAACACGUAUGCUGUUAUGGUGUGUUUUUUUAAGAAUGAAGAAAUCGACUGCAACCAAUGGUUGUUCAAUGUGUCACUUUUAAACAUUACAAUUGUUUAUGUGUUUAAGGGCUCAGAAAAUAAAAGUACUUUUAUCUGCC